GCGCGUUCCUCCCAGCCAAUCAGGAGGCGCCGUCUCAACAAACGGUUGGGGGGCCUGGAUCGUUGCUAGAUGUGGCGGCUGAGCGGGCUGAUUAUGACUCUCGGCAUGAAGAAAAGGUUUUAUUAUGCGGUGAGGGCCGGCAGGAAGCCCGGAGUGUACGCAAACUGGGAUGAAUGUAAAGAACAAGUUGACAAAUUUCCUUGUGCCAGUUUCAAGAAGUUUGCUACUGAAGAAGAUGCAUGGUCUUUUGUAGGUACUGUGCCUUCAAAUUCACAAGCUGCCUCAACAGAAUGUAGUGACCAAAGCAAGUCUGCUGAUAAGGAGUUGAAACCAGAGAACAGUAGUGGGGAAAAGCAUUCACUGUCACCUGAUGCUGAUGACAAGCCAUUCGUAAAACAUUUCAAAAGUGAAAAAUCAUUCAGUGAUUUAGAACAUAAGUUUACUUACAUGGGAGAUGCUGUUGCAGUUUAUACAGAUGGCUGCUGUUCAAGUAACGGGCGGAAAGGAGCUCAGGCUGGAAUCGGCGUGUACUGGGGACCUGCUCAUUCCCUAAACCUUAGUGAAAGACUUCCAGGAAGACAGACCAACCAAAGAGCAGAAAUAAUUGCAGCUUGUCGUGCAAUCGAGCAGGCCAAGGAACUCAAUAUUGAAAAACUGGUUGUUUUUACAGACAGCAUGUUUACAAUUAAUGGUAUCACAAAGUGGAUAAAAUCUUGGAAGAGUAAUGGCUGGAAGCUUAGUUCUGGAGGAUCAGUAAUCAACAAAGAGGACUUUGAAAGACUUGACAAAUUGACCUCUGGUAUAAAUAUCGAAUGGAUGCAUGUGCCUGGCCAUGCUGGUUUCCCAGGAAAUGAAGCGGCAGAUAGUCUAGCUAAGGAGGGAGCCUCCAAGCCACCAUGUUAACUAGCACUGACAAAUGUACUUUGCAGUUCACAUUUAUGCAUGGUUGCAAAUCUGAAAUGUAUACAUCAAACUAAUGCAAAACAAAUUUUAUUUAAUCAUCUGGUUAUUGUAAAGCUUCCUUUAGGGCACUCGCAAUGCUUUUUAUUAGGGGUAAUCUUCCAAUUUCAGUUUAUACUGGUGGACAGCUUCUCCCAUUGCCAAUAAUGUAUAUUGGGAAUUUAUUGUAGUUACCAAAUACCUGAAAUUCCAAAGCACAGUACUGGUUGUGGGUGAGUCUUGCCAAUAAUGCAAAAGUUGGAAGUGUGUUUUAUUUUAAAUAACAGUGGCUAACUUAUUUUUCUUACUGAGCUGCAAAUAAUCUGCAACCGAGAAGUAUUCCAUCAAUUUUUUCUGAAGCUUGCAUCACUCAUUUGAGCUGGUCGUUAUAGUUGCAGAAUAGAAAAUAUUUGGGGAAUUUGUUCUCACCUCUUUCUAAUUCCUAGUGUGUUCACUUUUCCCCUUGGGAAGAUGACCAGGCUCUAAUCAGAAUGGCAGAGCUUUCCAACUUUGCAGCAUUGUGAACAUGAGCUUGUACCUCUCUCUCAUUCCCUCAUUAGCACAAUGCAGCAUGUUGUUAUUUGCAACUAUGUUACAGUCCUGCAAAUAAAUGUACAUUAUAAUUGUGGGUUUUCAUACAUGGGCAUAUGAAUCAUUUGCAUUAUUUUUUAACAGUAUUUUGGUUGUACAUUGUAUUGAAAUAUAAACUUGUUUUUGAUUUGGGUUGGUGUGCAAGAGGUUCCAAUCUAAAUUUAGAUGGUUUCUUAAACGUUCACAUAAUACACAUUAUUGGCUCCUGUUUUGAGUUUUCUUUUUGCUAAUCAUUUAAGUUUUAUUUUUGUAAGCUGUUUUGUCCCGUAAGGCACUUGCACAUGAACCCAGUUGCAAACAGGGUUGAUGAGUUGACUUUUGCUUUUACGUUAUAAUAUGAUACAGGAUUCAUCGAAGGGUCAUGAGGACUCGAAACGUCAACUCUUUUCUUCUCCGCCGAUGCUGCCAGACCUGCUGAGUUUUUCCAGGUAAUUCUGUUUUUGUUUAGGAUAGAGAAGCCACUUUUUAGAGUUGACCUGUUUUGUACAUGGGUUUGUUUUCAGACUAAAGCUAAAAUCAUGUGAAAUAAAAUUUCUUUUAUUUUUGUA
Messenger RNA from Carcharodon carcharias (great white shark), 2078 nucleotides. It is a transcript of the gene rnaseh1, whose product is annotated as ribonuclease H1. Gene Ontology annotation, molecular function: magnesium ion binding; RNA-DNA hybrid ribonuclease activity; nucleic acid binding. NCBI's taxonomy places the organism in Eukaryota, Metazoa, Chordata, Chondrichthyes, Lamniformes, Lamnidae. Bases 70 to 903 code for a protein of 277 amino acids. Gene Ontology annotation, biological process: DNA replication, removal of RNA primer. The transcript is spliced from 8 exons. The record is from RefSeq and is a predicted model, not a curated record.